This is a messenger RNA of Propithecus coquereli (Coquerel's sifaka), 1674 nucleotides long. RefSeq names its product zinc finger protein 648 (gene ZNF648). The record is from RefSeq and is a predicted model, not a curated record. Gene Ontology annotation, biological process: regulation of transcription by RNA polymerase II. The transcript has a single exon. Gene Ontology annotation, molecular function: DNA-binding transcription activator activity, RNA polymerase II-specific; RNA polymerase II cis-regulatory region sequence-specific DNA binding. Gene Ontology annotation, cellular component: nucleus. Bases 1 to 1674 code for a protein of 557 amino acids. NCBI's taxonomy places the organism in Eukaryota, Metazoa, Chordata, Mammalia, Primates, Indriidae.
AUGGCAAAAGUGGACUCCCAGGACAGGUGGGGCGAAGUGUCCCCUCUCGGCAGCUUGACUCAGGAGGCUCAUGAUGGCCAGAUGCUAAGCCUGAACUUAGAGAGUGAGGAGGAAGAUGGUGGGGAGACAGGAGAUAAAGAGGGCACUGGUGACCUGGCGGCCUGUCCAAGGGGCAGCUCCCCAGGAAGUCACAACAACCCAGCCUCCAAGCAUCCAGCUGGGAAAGAGGAAGAGAAAUUCUCUGACUACUUCAGCGGUAAGGGCGUGGGGCAGAAACCGAUGGAGAUGCCUGGGAAGGCCAGUUGGGGAAGAGAGGUGUCAAAGAUCACCCAGACCCUGGGUACCCUUCCCAGCGGCCUCUCUCAUAAGUUGUUAGGUCAGAUGCAACCUCCUAGAGACUCACUACCUGCGGGCGACGAUGGAUACAGGAGUGCAAACCAGGAUGCGGCUUUGGAUGUCCCAUCCAGCUUACCGGGCACUGGAAAGUAUUCUUGUGCGCAGAAAGAUGUAGAAGCGUCCCCAGACAUCUCUUCCCCAGCGUGUUUCCCCAGGCCAGGGCGCAACUGGGACCUCCCCACGCGGGAGACGCACACACCUGCCCAGGGGUCGGCCGUCCCAGCCAGCCUGGCAGCCGCGGUACUGGCAAAAGCGCGUAUUAGCAGGAAGGGCCAGAACCAAGCGGGCGCGCGCGAGGGCGGGCAGGCGGAGGCGCGUCCCUACAGGUGCCUGCGAGGCGGCCAGGCCUUCCAGAAGCCCAGCAAACCGCCGAGCCCCGCCGAGACGCGCGGUGGCGCCAAGCCUCACGCGUGCGAGCUGUGCGGCAAGGCCUACUCCCACCGGGGCACGCUCCAGCAGCACCGGCGCCUGCACACGGGCGAGCGGCCCUACCGGUGCCCCUUCUGCGACAAGGCCUACACCUGGUCCUCCGACCACCGCAAGCAUAUCCGCACCCACACAGGCGAGAAACCCUACCCGUGCCCGGACUGCGGAAAGGCCUUCGUGCGCUCCUCGGACCUGCGCAAACACCAGCGCAACAUGCACAGCAACAACAAGCCCUUCCCGUGCGCCGAGUGCGGCCUGACUUUCAACAAGCCGCUGUCGCUGCUGCGCCACCAGCGCACGCACCUGGGCGCGAAGCCCUUCCGCUGCCCCGCCUGCGACCGGGAGUUCGCCGUGGCCAGCCGAAUGGUGGAGCACCAGCGCGUGCACUCGGGCGAGCGGCCCUUCCCCUGCCUUACCUGCGGCAAGUGCUUCACCAAAUCCUCCAACCUGUACGAGCACCAGACGCUGCACACCGGCCAGAGGCCCUUCAAGUGCGCCGACUGCGGGGUGGCCUUCGCGCAGCCCUCGCGCCUCGUGCGCCACCAGCGCAUCCACACCGGCGAGAGGCCCUUCCCUUGCACCGAGUGUGGCCAGGCCUUUGCCCGCUCCUCCACCCUGAAGCGGCACCAACAGAUCCACUCCGGGGAGAAGGGCUUCCUCUGUGCGGAGUGCGGCAAGGCCUUCCGCAUUGCCUCGGAGUUGGCCCAGCACAUCCGGAUGCACAACGGGGAGAGGCCGUACCAGUGCGAGGACUGCGGCCAGGCCUUCACCCGGUCCAAUCACCUCCAGCGCCACCGAGCCAAGCAUGGCACCUGCAAGAAGGAGCCCAUCCCCUCUGCUUCUGACGAGUGA